Molecule: messenger RNA, 2046 nt
Organism: Gracilinanus agilis (Agile Gracile Mouse Opossum)
Lineage: Eukaryota; Metazoa; Chordata; Mammalia; Didelphimorphia; Didelphidae
Gene: ESRP1
Product: epithelial splicing regulatory protein 1
Exons: 15
Coding region: 1-2046 (681 amino acids)
Biological process (GO): regulation of RNA splicing
Cellular component (GO): nucleoplasm; ribonucleoprotein complex
Molecular function (GO): mRNA binding
Source: RefSeq, a predicted model, not a curated record
AUGACGGCGUCUCCUGAUUACUUGGUGGUGCUUUUUGGGAUCACUGCCGGGGCCACGGGAGCCAAGCUGGGUUCGGAUGAGAAGGAGCUGAUCCUGCUACUGUGGAAAGUGGUGGAUCUGGCCAACAAGAAGGUGGGACAGUUGCAUGAAGUACUAGUUAAACCAGACCACUUGGAAUUGACGGAGGACUGCAAAGAAGAAACCAAGAUCGACGCCGAAAGCCUGUCCUCAGCCCCGCAGCUGGAGCAAGCCCUCAGACAGUUCAAUCAGUCUGUGAGCAACGAACUGAAUAUCGGGGUGGGGACUUCCUUCUGUCUCUGUACUGAUGGCCAGCUUCAUGUCAGGCAAAUCUUGCACCCUGAAGCUUCCAAAAAGAAUGUAUUAUUGCCUGAAUGCUUCUACUCCUUUUUUGAUCUCCGGAAAGAAUUCAAGAAGUGUUGCCCGGGUUCACCUGAUAUUGACAAAUUGGAUGUUGCAGCAAUGACAGACUGUUUACAUCUUGACAAAAGUAUUCCAACCUCCAGAUAUGGAGCCUCUGAAGUGGAAGAUAUGGGAAAUGUUAUUCUAACAAUGAUUUCAGAACCAUACAAUCACAGGUUUUCAGAUCCAGAGAGAGUGAAUUACAAAUUUGAAAGUGGAACUUGCAGCAAGAUGGAACUGGUCGAUGAUAACACUAUAGUCAGGGCAAGAGGCUUACCCUGGCAGUCCUCGGACCAAGAUAUUGCAAGAUUCUUCAAAGGCCUUAACAUUGCCAAGGGAGGUGCUGCACUUUGUUUGAAUGCCCAGGGUCGGAGAAAUGGAGAAGCACUGGUCAGGUUUGUCAGUGAAGAGCACAGAGACCUUGCACUGCAGAGGCACAAACACCACAUGGGAAAUCGAUACAUUGAGGUUUACAAAGCAACAGGUGAAGAUUUCCUUAAAAUUGCAGGUGGUACUUCCAAUGAAGUCGCCCAGUUUUUGUCCAAAGAGAAUCAGGUCAUUGUCCGAAUGCGAGGACUCCCUUUCACUGCCACAGCAGAAGAAGUAUUGGCUUUCUUUGGACAGCAUUGCCCUAUCACAGGGGGGAAAGAAGGCAUCCUUUUUGUCACUUAUCCUGAUGGGAGGCCAACAGGAGAUGCUUUUGUCCUAUUUGCUUGUGAGGAAUAUGCACAGAAUGCACUGAGGAAGCACAAAGAUUUGCUGGGUAAAAGAUACAUUGAACUCUUCAGGAGCACUGCAGCUGAGGUUCAGCAGGUGCUGAAUCGGUUUUCUUCCACGCCUCUCAUUCCACUCCCAACUCCCCCUAUCAUUCCUGUACUACCUCAGCAAUUCGUGACCCCCACCAACGUCAGAGACUGCAUCCGUCUACGAGGGCUUCCUUAUGCUGCCACUAUUGAGGAUAUAUUGGAAUUUCUGGGAGAAUUUUCCACAGCUAUUCAAACCCAUGGAGUUCAUAUGGUAUUAAAUCACCAGGGUCGCCCAUCAGGAGAUGCCUUUAUCCAGAUGAAAUCUGCAGACAGAGCGUUUAUGGCUGCACAAAAGUGUCAUAAAAAGACUAUGAAGGACAGAUAUGUGGAAGUCUUUCAGUGUUCAGCUGAGGAGAUGAACUUUGUGUUAAUGGGGGGCACUUUAAAUCGAAAUGGCUUAUCCCCACCGCCAUGUAAGUUACCAUGUCUGUCUCCUCCCUCCUACACGUUUCCAGCCCCUGCUGCUGUGAUCCCAACUGAAGCUGCCCUUUAUCAGCCUUCUGUCCUUCUUAGUCCCCGGACAUUGCAGCCCUCCACAGCCUACUAUCCUGCUGGCGCACAGCUUUUCAUGAACUACACGGCAUACUAUCCCAGCCCCUCAGGUUCAUCUAAUAGUAUUGGCUACUUCCCUACAGCUGGUAACGCUAGCAGUAUCCCUCCACAGCAUGGCACCGUGGUCAGAAUGCAGGGCCUGGCCUACAAUACUGGAGUUAAGGAAAUUCUUAACUUCUUCCAAGGUUACCAGUAUGCAGCAGAGGAUGGACUUAUACACACAAAUGACCAGGCAAGGACACUGCCCAAAGAAUGGGUUUGUAUUUAA